GUUCAACAUGUGGAUGCGGCAGAGAAAUGACCUGUCCAGACAAGCCAGGGAAACUCAUAAACUGGUUCAUCUGCUCCCUGUGCGUCCCACGAGUGUGUAAACUGUGGAGCGGCCGGCGCCCAAGGACCCGGAGGAACCUCCUGCUGGGCACUGCCUGUGCCAUCUACCUGGGCUUCCUGGUGAGCCAGGUGGGGCGCGCCUCUUUCCAGCAUGGACGGGCCGCUGAAAAGAGCCUGCCCCAGAGCCGCGACACCACCGAGGCACCCUUCCCUGAGAUACCCUUGGAUGGGACCCUGGCCCCUCCCGAAUCCCAGGGCAAUGGGACCACGCUGCAGCUCAAUGUGGUGUACAUUACCCUACGCUCCAAGCGCAGCAAGCCCGCCAACAUCCGUGGCACAGUAAAACCUAAGCGCAGGAAGAAGCAUACACUGGCAUCUUCAGCCCCGGGACAGGAGGCUUUGGUAGGACCAUCCCUUCAGCUGCAGGAAGUUGCAAAAGCAACUGAUGCUAAAGUGCCUGGUUAUAUCCAGAGAGGAAACAUGGCUAAGGUUGGGGAACGACCCUGGAGGUUGACACGAGUGUCGGUAGUGCACGGUUGGGGCUCUGAUUUCCAGCUGAGCAAGACCAGGGAGAGCAACAUCAGGAUCUACAGCGAGAGCGCCCCCUCGUGGCUGAGCAAAGAGGACAUUCGCAGAAUGCGUCUGUUGGCCGAUGGCGCAGUGGCAGGCGUCCAGCCUGUGUCCUCGCAGAGCCCAGCCCGCUUGCUGCUGCUGGAGCGGAGCGCCGUUGGCUCCGUGCCAGGCUGCGGCCCCAGCCCCUGUGGGCUGCUCAAGCAGCCUCUGGACAUGAGUGAGGUGUUCGCCUUCCACCUGGACAGGAUCCUGGGGCUCAACAGGACCCUGCCGUCUGUGAGCAGGAAAUCAGAGUUCAUCCAAGAUGGCCGCCCAUGUCCUCUCAUUCUCUGGGACUCAUCUUUAUCUCCAACAAGUAAUGAGACCCAUUCUUCUGUUAAGCUCACCUGGGGAACUUACCAGCAGUUAUUGAAACAGAAGUGCUGGCAGAACGGCCGACUACCCAAACCUGAAUGGGGUUGCACUGAAAUACAUCACCAUGAGUGGCCCAAGAUGGCACUCUUUGACUUUUUGCUACAGAUUUAUAAUCGCUUAGAUACAAAUUGCUGUGGAUUCAGACCUCGAAAGGAAGAUUCCUGUGUACAGAAUGGACUGAGGCCAAAAUGUGACAACCAAGAUUCCGUGGCUCUAGCACACAUUAUCCAGCGAAAGCAUGACCCAAGGCAUUUGGUCUUUAUAGACAACAAGGGUUUCUUUGACAGAAGUGAAGAUAACUUAAACUUCAAAUUGUUAGAAGGCAUCAAAGAGUUUCCUGAAUCUGCAGUUUCUGUUUUGAAGAGCCAGCACUUACGGCAAAAGCUCCUUCAGUCUCUGUUUCUUGAUAAAGUUUAUUGGGAAAGUCAAGGAGGCAGACAAGGAAUUGAAAAGCUCAUUGAUGUAAUAGAGCAGAGAGCUAAAAUCCUUCUCACCUACAUCAACGCCCAUGGGGCCAAAGUGCUACCUAUGAAUGAAUAACAAAAGGGUCUCCUGGAUAGAAAACUAGAUAUAUGUACACAUUCUUGUUUGUGUUUUCAAAUCAAGUACACACACCUCAAGUCCUUUCAGGAAUGAGGCAGUGUAGAUGAAUACAUAAGAUAAAUGAAUUUCACCAACUAUGUAUGAUGGGCCUAAGCACUGUAAACAGACUUAAAAAGGUUUUAAAAAACAUACUGCUCAAGAAAUGUUUCUGUUUUUCUCUAACAUCAUGUCAUGUUGAGUCUCACUAGUUGAUUACAGAAUGGUAGCAGUCAUUAUUCCAGUUAGCUUUGUUGAAAUAUUUGUCGUGUCACUGAAUAGAACAGUGUAAACCAGAGGUGCAUACUCCUUUGAUAAACUGUAUUUCAUGCCUUUCUGACUGGUUGACCAAAUUCUAAUGGGAAUGAUGCUUGACCUAAUUCUGUUGCUGAAAGUUAAAACAAAGCAGCCCUAACGCUACCCAGAGGCAAUCUUACCCUGGAAGACUCAGGCACGUGAGCUGCAAAAACAUGAGCACAUACCAUAAUUCUAAAUAGAAGUGGUAGAUUAUUUGCAAAGCCACCAGGAUAUUAUCUUUUGCAUCUAUACAUAAUCAGCCAUCUCUGAAUCUGAGCAGCAAGAAUCAUACUUCCUUUUCCUUUUCAGAAAAAUUUUUGGUUGUAUAGAAAUCAUACAAAUCUGAUGGUUUAUACAUUAGGUAGUUUUGCUUUCUCAAGUUUGGUCCAACUUAUGUCUCAUAGCUUAGAAAUUAAACAGUUUUAAGGCAUGAAAUCACCUAUUUGAAGAUGUAGUUGUAGAGUGCCUUUUUUGUAAUGGGUGCUCUUUUUCAAAACUUUGUCAUUUCUACAAAGGAUAUGUUAUCAUUUCUGUGUCUUUUGUUAGUAAAUUGUGGAUUCCUUCAAAUUUGUUCUGUGUAAUUAUAUUCAAACUGAUUUAAUUGAUAUGGCCUAGAUAUUGACAAUAGGACCAAAUAAUGAGUGUAUCUAAAUAUAUUGUUUGGCUUAUGCCAAAUAAAUUAAAUUAAAACCUGAUUCUGGCCAGUUCUCCUCAGUGAAGCAAAUGACUGGAACUAAAACUGAAUUUGGACAAUAUUAAGCCUCAAAUAGUUCUCAGAUUCUUUCUACUAACUUUUUAAUUAAGUGGAAGAAAGUGGGCAUUUAGUAUUCCUGUGCUGGGUCUUCAUGUCCUUGGAAGAGACCCAUUCCAUUCCACCCCCACACAGCCCAUCCCUGAUUUAAAACCCGAUAUACUGACUUCUUUCUGAGUGUUUAAAAAUGCAAUUUAAGAAUACGAGUAUCUUCUGUUUCCUCAGUUCUGUGUAUCAUUGCUAAAGUGUACCCCAUUUUCUGUGUUCCCUUCAAGGGUAACUCAAUAUCAUUGUAAAUUAGAACUAUCAAAAACAUUUCAAUAAAACUAAGUUUUCAAAAAGAGCAUAUCUAUAAAUUCCAGCUUAUACAAACGUAUAGGGACAAAAUGUCAAAAUUACAUAGUAAGUACAAGAGAAGAUAGAUCAAGGAAAAGCAGAUCAUUCGAUCCCUAAUUAUAACUUCUCUAGGCCCGCAGUCAAGUACUACUUUUAGUCCCCUCGUCUGCAGCCCCGACCCUGGGAGAGUUGGUCCUCAGAUCAUUCUCCUCUUUGUUUCCUCUCCAUGUCCCUGAGUGCCUCCCUCUAGUCCCACACAUUCAGAAUUCUCUGACUGUCCUGCAUCUCCACUUUUACAGGCUGUAUUUGGGCUUUUUGUGAUCCCCCUUUCUCUCAUGAAUUGGCAUAUUAGUGAAAAGUUGCCCUAAAAAAUGUUUGGAGACCGAAAACCAAAAGGUUUUGAGCUGCUGAUUUUAAGCGACUCUUUGUCAAGUUGCCUACACUUUGUCUUAUCAAGGGGGCAUAAGUGCAUUUUAAAUAUGCUUUUUUGGACUAUACCAUCUUUAUCCAAACCUCUGAUAUUGGUGGUGGGAAUUCCAGGUGCCUUAGAAGCGAGCUUUAGUUCUGUGUCUCCAGCCACAUUGCUUUGGGGCAGCUUGGUCCUCCCGUCUGUGGGCCGGACUUUUGUUUAUUUGCCUCCAGGCAGUCCGAAAUGCUUAAUAUUAAACAAAAGGUCCAGGAACACAUUUUUAUUUUAGUCACCUUUGCUUUUUAACAAUGUAUUCUAUAACCAGUGAAUAAGUCAUGCUGUAUCAUUUUUGAAUAAUGGAUAGCUGAAGGCCUGGCUUUUAAUUCUAAUAAGCCAUGCUCCUCUUUUCUCUUACUGAAACAGUGAGAAUACUCUGUGCCUUUCACAUGUACUCAAGAUUAUGCUGUGGUUUGGUUCACAUAAGCACAUUAUGUGGUGUAUUUAUAACUUGAUAAAUUUAAAAUAGAACAAUUUAUCUUGGCAGACUUGCAAAAGCCUAUUCUUGUGUGAUUUAUUUUCUUUAAGCUGAUGAUAUGAAAAUAAUGACAUAUCUUAAAAAUCCAUAAUAAAAAUAUAAGAUGUGUGCUUUUGAAUUAUAGAUGGGUUCAUUUUUUUUGUGGAUGGGUUAUUUUCAGAUGUUAAUAAUAGGGGAAAGUUUGCUAUCUUCAUCCGUGAUAAAAAUUGCAUAAUCAAGAAUCAUAUUGGAUUGUUUAUUGAAGGAUGGAUUUUAUAUUCUUAGUGAUAUUUUGCUUUCCUGGUGUACAUGUAGCAUUGUUUUAUGUGGUAUGUACAUUAGUCAACAUAUCAUAAACAAAAUAUUUAAUAUUUGGUUUUCUUUGCUUGGGAUGAGUCUUACAAUUAUGUUUAAGUUUUCUUCAUAGCAUUCACAUUUAUUAAGUUUCUUAGGUAUCCUGAGAGUUUAUUGAAAAACAAACUACUUAGACUUAUGCUUAAAAUAUUUAUAAUCUCUAAACUUGUGUAAUAGCUUUUUUAUUCCAUGGUACCUUUAAGUAUACAUUAACCUGGGUGUAAAUUCGUCUACACACUGUCUUAAAUUCUAAUGUUUAUCUUAGCACAAAACAGUGUAAGGCACAUUCAGGGCACUAGUCUGAAAAUAUGAUAUGGAAAUUGUACGUGGGCCAAAUAAAGAUCAUAAAGACCUCUCCCUAAAAACUAAAUAGCAUCAUCAAGAAUUAAGUACCUUUAUUCAUAAAAGAUAAUUCAACUUGUCAGGAAAGUUGUCUGGCACUUGGAAAUUGUCAGAAGAGAUUUUUGAAUGUUGUUUCAGUGCACUGCUGGGCUUGCUUUUGUAUUGAAUAGGCUGUUUAACAGUGUUGUGGGGCAGAGGUUAACUUGUAGAUUUUUAUCCCUCAGAGAUGCAAGUAAUUUCUUUCUGGUGAAAAAGCCCUAAUGGUUUUAUAGUUUAUUACCCUGUUGAACAUUAACCAGUUAAUAUCUAGUACAGCAAUCUUAUUCUAACAUUGCCUGAAUUUAUUUAGCUUUUGAAAUAUUCUUUGAAAUGGUUUUACCAUCAUACUGGUUCCCUUGUUAAUUAGCUAUUUGAAUAAAACCUUUGAUAUAUGUUCAUUGUACAUUUACAUAGGAGUUGCGGUGUUAUCCUUUUGAUAAUUUUGCUUUAAUAAACAUUUGAUGGCAGUCAUAUAA
Molecule: messenger RNA, 5143 nt
Organism: Manis javanica (Malayan pangolin)
Lineage: Eukaryota; Metazoa; Chordata; Mammalia; Pholidota; Manidae
Gene: GASK1B
Product: golgi associated kinase 1B
Cellular component (GO): Golgi apparatus
Source: RefSeq, a predicted model, not a curated record